Lotus japonicus is the source of this 546-nucleotide messenger RNA. RefSeq lists its product as uncharacterized. The transcript has a single exon. Gene Ontology annotation, molecular function: enzyme inhibitor activity. NCBI's taxonomy places the organism in Eukaryota, Viridiplantae, Streptophyta, Magnoliopsida, Fabales, Fabaceae. The coding region runs from base 1 to 546 and encodes 181 amino acids. The record is from RefSeq and is a predicted model, not a curated record.
AUGGCAAUCUUGAAAUGCUUAUACCUUAUUUGUAGCAUUAUUGUUCUAGCUGCAAUUUCGAUUCCUGUUGGUCAUAGCAGACCUUUGAAACCAAAAAAUGUCGAGGGCAUCAUAGACAUAGAGGAAACUUGCAAUCAAACUAUUGAUAAUGGUUAUUGCAUUCAACUACUUCAAGGAGACUCACUUAUCAACCAUUGGGGUCUCAGAGGCCAAGCAUUCAGGUUGCUAGAAGAAAUCACACGCAAAGCAUUUGAUGCAUUGAGAAAAGUCAAUCAACUUCUCGUUGGUAAGAUAGACGAAGCCCUGACUUCAUGCAGUGAGGAUCUUGACGCCAUUGUUGUUGUUGAUAUCCCAAAGGCCACUCAAGCUUUGAAAUCUAGAGACCUUAAGUCUGCAUUAGAAGCGGUACUUGAUGUUAGUCUUAAGCUGGACAAAUGUGAAAUUGGCUUCUAUGGGCGGCACUCACCGAUCAUCAAGGAGAGCUCUCUUCUAAAAAUAGCAAUAAAAGUGGCAAUAAAAGUCAUUAAGUUGUUGCUUAAAUUUUAA